AAGCAUUCCCUUCCUCUCUUUCCUCAUCCUCUAUUCCUCUCCGUUUUCUGGCCUUGCCGGUAAACGUCUACCGUCGCCGGAAAACCGCUUUCUGUUUCCACACCUUGUUUUGCGCCUCCAGUUAAAGCUGGUCGCGGUCUUCCUAUUGACGCGUUUGCAUUCUCUCGCAAUUUGCUGUGGUAGCUCCUACCAGGCGUUGGAUCUCUCUGUGACGCGGUAUCAGCCUUGUAUUCGGCGUUCUUCGAGAAUGUGGCGAGCCUGGUUGUCGUUCAAGGCUCGCUCUUAAUCUGCAUCGUUCAGGAUCGUGGUUUAGGGUUUAGAUUUGGAUUUGGCGUUGCUAUUGUUUCUCGCGAUUCCUUGUUCUAGCUAACGAAGACGGAGGCCUACAGGGAGCGACUUCGUAAUGAAAUGGUGGAAAGAAGAGUGACUUUAUCAAAGGAAGCUAGAAAUGGGUUAGAAUUUUCGAAGCGCAAAAGGCUUCAACGUGCAAAAUCCGUCACUGCCACCCAGACAAGUAUUGCUAAUAUGAUGAACAGAAGCGGAGGAGAUGCUUUAAGUGCUUCAGCAUCAUGUGGCAUGAGAUUGCAUGGUAAUGCAGAUGCCUUUUUCAAGCGGAAGGUGGAUAAGUUUGAUACAAGUGAUCUGGAAUGGACUGAUAAAGUUCCGGAGUGUCCUGUGUAUUCACCAACAAAAGAGGAAUUUGAGGAUCCUUUGAUUUAUUUGCAAAAAAUAGCUCCUGAAGCUUCUAAAUAUGGUAUUUGCAAGAUUAUUUCGCCUUUGAGUGCUUCAGUACCUGCUGGGGUGGUUUUAAUGAAGGAGAAAGCAGGAUUCAAGUUUACAACUAGAGUGCAGCCCCUUCGCCUUGCUGAAUGGGAUACUGAAGACAAAGUCACAUUUUUCAUGAGUGGAAGAAAUUAUACAUUUCGCGAUUUUGAGAAAAUGGCAAACAAGGUUUUUGCACGAAGAUAUUGCAGUGCUGGAUGUCUUCCUGCCACUUACUUGGAAAAAGAGUUUUGGCAUGAAAUUGGUUGUGGGAAGAUGGAAACUGUUGAAUAUGCAUGUGAUGUUGAUGGCAGUGCCUUUUCAACUUCACGCACUGACCAGCUUGGUAACAGCAAAUGGAAUUUGAAGAAACUUUCAAGGUUGCCGAAAUCAAUUUUACGGCUCUUGGAAACAUCAAUUCCGGGAGUAACGGAACCCAUGCUAUACAUUGGAAUGCUGUUUAGUAUGUUUGCUUGGCACGUGGAGGAUCAUUAUUUGUACAGCAUUAAUUACCAUCAUUGUGGGGCAUCAAAAUCAUGGUACGGCAUUCCGGGUCAUGCAGCUCUGGAAUUUGAAAGGGUGGUGAGAGAACAUGUGUAUACUAACGAUAUUUUGUCAAGUGAUGGGGAAGAUGGAGCCUUUGAUGUUCUACUGGGGAAAACUACACUAUUUCCACCAAAUAUUUUGUUGGAGCAUGGAGUCCCUGUUUACAAGGCUGUUCAAAAGCCGGGGGAGUUUAUUAUAACCUUCCCUAGAGCAUAUCAUGCUGGCUUCAGUCAUGGUUUCAACUGUGGAGAAGCAGUGAAUUUUGCAAUUGGUGAUUGGUUUCCUUUAGGGGCUAUUGCUAGCAGAAGAUAUGCGCUUCUUAACAGGGUUCCUUUGCUGCCCCAUGAAGAACUUCUAUGCAAAGAAGCGAUGCUUCUUCAUACAUGCUUGGAACUUGAAGAUUCAGACUUUCCCUCUUCAGACUUGUUUUCUCAUAAUAGCAUUAAGAUUUCAUUUGUUAAUUUGAUGCGUUUCCAGCAUUGUGCUCGUUGGUUGCUUAUGAAAUCAAGGGCAUGUAUAAGUAUCUCUUCUCAUUCCCAUGGCACAAUUCUCUGUAGCCUCUGCAAACGUGACUGUUAUAUAGCUUAUGUUGACUGCAACUGUCACAUGCAUCCUGUAUGCCUACGUCAUGAUGUUGAUUCUCUUGACUUCAUCUGUGGGAGCAAACACACUCUUUAUUUGAGGGAUGAUAUCAUGGAUAUGGAAGCUGCAGCCAAGAUGUUUGAACAUGAAGAUGGGAUAUUGAAUGAGAUAAGCAAGCAAACCAAAAGUGACCAAAACAUGUAUUCAUAUCCUUUGUCAAACAUGUUUCAGAGAGCUGAGGCUAAUGGAUACACACCUUAUUGUGAGCUAAAACUUGACUCUGUUAUUGAAUUUUACACAACUCCAGAACACUCAACAAAUAACAAUCAACAAGAGUACAGUACACAGACUCAAUCUGUCUUCAGGCAUUGCUCUGAAAAUCAUAAGCCAGUUGUGUCUGAGGUUUCCUUUUCUUCGGCUGCAUCCACUCUUUGCUCUCUUUCAGAACCUCUCGAGAGCACAUUUGGUCCCAAAAAUGUUGAGGGGUAUACCGAUGCCAAUUCAGGCAUUGCUGAUUUUGAAGAUUUUGGUGAAAGAAUAUCCAACAGUGCAUGUGAAUCUUCAGUAUCCCCUGCUUUGUACCACGAAAGCUCAGUUAAACCGCAAGGUGAUGAUCUUCAGCGAUUUGACACAACGCCCAUUGUGGAUGAGAAUGAUGACUCUGAUUCAGAAAUAUUUAGGGUAAAGCGCCCUUCCUCUCUGAAAGCAGAGAGGAGAAGUAUGAAUGAUGCUGUGUCUUCAAAGAAUUCUGAGCAGCAGGGACUUAAACGACUGAAGAAAGUCCUUCCCGAAGGAAAAAGUGGGCAACCAAUGGGUUUAAGCCGAACCAAUGAAUCAAGUUACAAAUAUAGUCACCCUGUUAGCCAUAAAAUUGAUGGCGAAAUUUCCUCCAGAGACAGAUUUGCAAGGGGUAAUGGUAUUCCCGUUUCUAUAAGAUAUAGGAAGUUAGGCAACGAGGAAAUAAGUAUGCAACGAGAUCACCACCGGGGAGAGAGGUUGCAGCAAACUCUUAGGGAGCCGCCUUCCAUUGAGAUGGGGCCAAAGCGCCUUAAAGUUCGAGGCCCUUCAUUUUUAGGCUUAGAGAGCAGAUUGAAUUGAAGUUUCAGGUUGCCUCGUAUGAUUGCGGAACGCCAUCGAGAGUCUGACUUUGCUAACUUCAUUUAGCUUAUGGGCUUUCUAACAACACAGUAAAUCCAAAUGAUUGAUUGAGGAAGCAGCGGCAAGAUAUUAACCUAUUAGAAUAUGAAUUUACAUUCUUUGUGCAGACCUAACAUUUGGGCAUUCUGCACGGGUGGUGAUCCUUUGGGUUCUCGGGCCGAGGUGUUUUUCCAACUUUGGUUGGUGAACCUGACUUGCAAUGUUAGGACUUAGAAAUUGGGUUAGCGUCAUUUGUUUCUUUGUAAAUUGGUUUUCUUCGCAUCAGUCGUUUAGGUUUUCUUAGUAACGUGGGCGUCUCCAUUGUUUUCUCAUUAAAUUCUAUCAGCUGCUUCCCCAUUUAAUGUUAAUCCAUUCUUUUUGUAGCAACAGGUCCUUUGUACCUAGAACUACUUGAAUAAAGUUAAAGUAAAAUUCUCAUUUUCUC
Molecule: messenger RNA, 3472 nt
Organism: Abrus precatorius (Indian licorice)
Lineage: Eukaryota; Viridiplantae; Streptophyta; Magnoliopsida; Fabales; Fabaceae
Product: lysine-specific demethylase JMJ706-like
Exons: 11
Coding region: 409-2988 (859 amino acids)
Biological process (GO): chromatin remodeling
Cellular component (GO): nucleus
Molecular function (GO): histone demethylase activity
Source: RefSeq, a predicted model, not a curated record